Molecule: messenger RNA, 5417 nt
Organism: Nasonia vitripennis (jewel wasp)
Lineage: Eukaryota; Metazoa; Arthropoda; Insecta; Hymenoptera; Pteromalidae
Gene: Stim
Product: stromal interaction molecule homolog
Exons: 11
Coding region: 349-2520 (723 amino acids)
Biological process (GO): intracellular calcium ion homeostasis; activation of store-operated calcium channel activity; store-operated calcium entry
Cellular component (GO): endoplasmic reticulum; plasma membrane
Molecular function (GO): calcium ion binding; protein binding; calcium channel regulator activity
Source: RefSeq, a predicted model, not a curated record
AGUACCGAAUAACAUACACGCAGACAGAGACGCGUGAUCUUCGUAUCGCGCGGCACGCAUACAUAGAGCGACAUUGUCGCGGCGCUGGCUAGUGAGCGGCUAUCCUCGGCUCCUGCAGCAGCGGAGGUAUCCGCGUAGUAGUACCUACGCCGAGGACGCAUGUAGCAUCAGUGCGCGGACGUCGUUGUCAGCCGUAGCAGCAGCACUAACAAGUAACAGCAUCGCGAUCCCUCCUGGCGAGACGAGCGGCGGCACGACGACGAGGAGGCGGCCGCCCAGGGCUGCGAAGAGGACACGAGGAAGACGACGAGGAGGAGGAGGAGGAGGACGAGUCGGAUCUAACCUAAAAUGCGAACCGCCGACCUGAUCCUCCUGCUGCUCUGCUGCUGGCGGCUCGAGGUUGCGAUCGCCGGAGGCGGCGCCCUCGACUCCGGGCCCAGCUACAGCCAUCACCAGCAGACCGCCGGCGCGACGGCUCCCUCGCCCACGGCCAAGGUCGCCUCCUUUUCGGCCAGCCUCAGCGACGGCCUUGCCAAGGCUGUCGCCCACGAGAGCAGAGACCGGACUGCGGACUCCUGUAACGAUGACCUGGCAUGCAUUACCAUGGCUUCCAACGAUCGGCUGGGAUUGGAGGCUAUCAAGUCGCUGCACAGCCAGCUGGAUGAUGAUGCCAAUGGUAACAUAGAUCUGUCUGAGUCUGAUGAUUUUCUGAGGGAGGAGUUGCAAUAUGAGGCUGGAUACGAAAGGAGGCAGAGAGCAUUUCAUCACAACGAUGAUAUGCACAUCAGUGUCAGAGAACUAUGGGAUGCUUGGCUCAGAUCUGAGGUUCACAAUUGGACCAUAGAACAAACAUCAGAGUGGCUGAGUACUAAUGUAGAGCUUCCUCAGUAUGUUCCUACUUUUAUUCAACACAGAGUUACAGGAGCUACACUUCCUAGGCUGGCUGUGAACAAUAUGCAUUAUCUUGGUAAUGUCUUGGGAAUCAAAGAUCCGAUACACAAGCAAAAAAUUGCUCUAAAAGCAAUGGACGUUGUCUUAUUUGGGCCUCCAAAAGACACUGGACACAGUUUGAAAGAUUUAAUUUUGAUCACGCUGUUAUUUGGAGCACUUAUUGGAUGCUGGUACGCCUAUCAGCAAAAAAAGAGUUCUCAGAAAGAUCUGCACCGUAUGAUGAAAGACAUGGAGAGUCUUCACAAAGCAGAACUGGAACUAAAAAGUUUGCAGAAGGAAUUUGAAAUCGUUAAAAUGGAACAAGAAAGUGCCACUACGGAAAAACAGAAUUUGGAAAAACGUCUGAAAGACGAAAGUAUGGGAUUAAAUACAUCCUCUUCCGACCUCGAGGUCUCUCAGCUAAAGGCAGAAAUUGAAAUGUUGAAAAUGGAAUUGCAAAGAGCAGAAGGAGAACUAGAAGAUCGAUGUUAUUCUCCCCCUGUUGGUCUGCAACACUGGCUGCAAUUAACUCAUGAAAUAGAGAAUAAGUCUUACAUGAAGAAGAAACAGAGUGCUGAAAAGCAGCUCCAAAGUGCAAGAGAAGCUUGUGAAAAAUUGAGGAAGAAAAGAUCUAGCCUAGUCGGUGCCUUUGUGUCCACGCAUGGUAAAUCAAUUGAUGAAGUUGAUAAAAGUAUUGUAGAAGCCAGAACAGCAUUAAACGAAGUAACAGCCGAGUUACAAGAACGAGUACACCGCUGGAAAGCAAUUGAACUUCUCUGUGGCUUUAAUAUUAUAAAUAACAACGGGCUAUCUUAUUUGGAAAAUAUACUUUACAGAGGAGCGCCAAAUGGCAGGAGUCUUGGAUUUAGGGGACGCCUUAGUAGCCAAGAUGAUUUGGAUGAUGAUGUGAGCUCAUUAUAUACGCCGUCUGUCUCAGGUGCUGCAGACGACUUGAUGUUCGCAGGUCUGCCGGAAAGCCUGGGCUGGAAGGAGUCCUCGAUACCGCCGGACUCAUCGAGCAGCGAAACCGGGGGCAAGGACACGCCCCCGGAGGCGGUGCACUUUACUCUCGGUGACGGGCUCGAAGAGUCCAGCCCCACGUCGCCGGUCGCAGUCCCGGCACUGGCGCCGACCGCGGCAGCUCCGACAACGACAACGACGCCGAUGCCGCUGGUCCCGAGGCAGGACAGGCUGCUGGCGGCCUUCGACAAGAUCCCCGAGGACAAGGUCCUCGGCAGCAGCAGCAGCAGCACCAUGGUCCGCUCGGUCAGCCAGGACACGAACCUGAUCCUCGCCGACGAGAGGGCCGUCCCCGCGACCACGACCGCUUCUAAUACUACCUCAUCAUUCCUCACCAAGACGUCCUACUCGGAGAACUCGCUCGAGCAAGCCGCGAGCGGCUCCGUGGAGAAGCUCGGCAGGCUUAGCACCCUGAAGAAGUCGCUGAGAGACCUGCCGACGGUCAUGUCGCUCGACGAGGAGACCCUCUCGACGGACUCGAACUCGACGGCCGACAACGACGAUAUGAAGCGCCGACGCAGGAAGCUCCACUUCCCCGCGUUCCGCAAGAGCAAGAACAAGCCCUCGUGAUGCUGGCUCAAGCUCAAGCGGGAGGCCCGCAAGCUCGGGCGCUUCUGCUUACUCGCGAGGACACGAUUGUGACGACGCCGACGAUGAUUUCUUCUUGUUGUACAGCACACCACGAUGGAUAUCGUCGCGAAGCCGGAUCGACGAGGAGACGUGCGAGCAAACCGCUGAUGUGCAAUCGUUUUGCGGAGGGGAGGAGUAUAUACGUAGAGACUUAGUUUUGUUAUCAUUGUUGUUCUCAUUAUUCGAUAUGUAUUUGUGUCACGCGAAAUUUUACGCUUCGUUUUUCUGUUUAUUCUCCGUUGAUUUUGUUCUGUAAGCACGUGUACUUCAAUUUUUUUUUGUUUUUUUUUUUAUAAUAGACGAGUUUUUAUAAACGCUUUGGUUUCGUUAUUCGAGUACUUAAAAAACGGACGGACAGGUGGACAAUAGGGGAGGGAGUCGUCGAUCGGGCAGGGCGACCGGUUUUGUACACACAUUUUAAUAUUCGGAGCGCGUAUCACCGCGAAACGACAAUAUUUUUUCUGGACUAGCAAUGUAGCACAGCGAUCGACGAGGAGAGUUUCUAGCUUAAGAUCGUCCGCGCUUUUUGCGACGAAGUUAUUUGCGCGGCACACGACGUUUGUGCGAACGACUUACUUUUUGUAAUCCAUAGGGGUUUGAUACAUGCACUCGGGAAAGUUCAGCACAAACCGUAUACGCGCGCGAUUACGGAGACGAGGAAUGUAAUUGUUACAAUGGGCAUGACACGCGAAUAGGAAGAAAAUUUUUUUUAGAAAUUAUUAUGUACGUGUUUUUUAUAAGAGAAAACUACAUAAAAAAGACUCGAUAUAUACACGUAGUAACGAAGAAAUAUUAUAUCCAGAGACUGUGUAAAACAAUUGCUAUAGGUAAUUUGUACCUUUGGCAGGAAAAACGACUCGUUCGGAGAUGCAAAUUGUAAUAUUUAAUGUUUUCUUAGAGGGGAAACCAAAAGGAAAAGACUUUGGCGAGAAAAACGUUUGACCAAAAGUUUCCUGCACAAAUUAUUAUCGUUAGUAAUUAUGGAAGCACGAGCGAUCUUUUCGCGACGACAAAAGCUCUGGUAUUUAUUAGUGUUUUUGUUAUACGUGACUUUUUUUUAUGUAGCUUGGCGCUUUAAAAAUAUUCUCCUUCGCUAUUAUUUAUUUAUUUUUCUCUCGCUUUAAAUUUGUUUAUUUGCGCAAGUCACUUUUUCUGGCAUCAUUUUAUUUUAAGUUUUAAUCUCGAUCAGCCUUUGAUACAAGUGCUUCUAUAAAUAAACUUCUACUUCCGAUUCAACGCUUCUAAAAUAUAUUUUAACGUUUCUUUACGAAAAUAAUGAUUGCUAUGCGUAGACGAAAUUCAAAUUUAAACUCGAAACUACAAACAUCGACCUACCUUUCGACAUUUACAAAUAUUUUGUACCACUUAAGCUGAGAAUUUUUUCGCAAAGAGUUAUUACUCAACCUGUAGAUAGAUGCGUUAAAAUUAGUUAUUGUACAGCACUUAUUACUAUAAGGUUAUUCCUAGAUUAAUUUAUUAUCGUAACUGCAAUUAUUACUAUUAUGCUAUGUUUGCGAAGUAGGACAAUAAAUACUAUCGUUUGAACACCAGGCGAUGGAUCAAUUUUUCUUAUAAGCGAAUGAAAUAUGCAAUCUAAAAAAAUAUCGGAUCCGUCCAUAAAUAAUUUACUAAAAAUUGGAAACAAAAGUAGUCUUAUUCGGAAUUCAAUUUCUUCAUUUAUUAUUAGUAGUGCUGGACACGCAAACCUCCUUGGUUCGAGGGAAUAUCUCUAUACCAACUCAUCAUAAAACAAUACAAGUAAAUACGCAGUUCAGUGAACUGUUGCCAUAAAAAGGAUUGGAUAUGAAGUCGAAAAAAAAUGUAGUAGUAAUUUAUCGUUAAUUAAUACUUCCGAUAAACUUGCAAAAUAUCUAUACGUUAUAAAGUUAUUCGGUUGAUAGUCUAAUUCAUUCGUAACUUAAGGUGAUCCAAACUUUGUUGCUACACGAAACAAUUCAGCGUUAUAGCGAAUCUCGUUAACUUUUAUGUUUAUACGACAUAAAGCUCGUUAUAUGAUGUAAUUUCUAAAUGCUUCGGCAAAACCCAAAUGUAUGCCAAAGGACAGUUCAGCGUUGUACACGGACUCUAGCCCUACAUUUUGCACAUCGCGGACAAUGUAGUAUCGAAAAACAUGACGAACGAUGAAAGGUAAAAAUCAACCAGAACGGUUUUUUCUCAGGGUGUGUAUUUCUCGCUGUGCGUAGUUUUUACCCGCGGAUUUGGCAAUAACAGAUUAUAUCGAAAAUAGUAGAGAAUAUAUUGUUAUAUAUACACGUGUGUAAGCAUCUGGAUCCGCAGAAAAAAGUGAAAAAAAAAAUUAUACAAAUGUACCCGAUGCUUGCCUCUCUUUUUAUUAUUAGAUAUAUAUAUAUUAAUAUUACGAUCAAGGUAAAAUUUUAAUCGAAAAUACAUUGUAUUAUCGUAGUUAUUUUAUCCAUGCGAAGUGCAGAGAAUCUUAUUAUUUUUAAUCGAGCUAUUAUAACUGAUAGUAACACAAUAUAAUAUCCACGUGAUGAUUGAAAAGUAUUGAUUUUACUUAUUUCCUUCGUAAUCGCAGCUAUAAUUAUACUUAUAUCCAUGUAUACUUAAUACUAUUAGUGACAAAAAAAGGAAGAAAUUAAAUCAAAAUCUUCGAUCAUUAUACCGACCCUGUCAUUAAUAAUAUUAUAAUUCGCCAUUCGUAUGAAUCCGUACGUCCAUUUGAUUUCAGCUUCUCAGUGCGCGCGUCUUCCCUCGCGUAUACAUAUAUUGUAAUGAACGAGAAAAAAAAAAUAAUCGAAACAAAGAAAAGCAAAACAAAGUGGAACUUUUCCAGAAUAAACGAAUACGCAGUUGAA